ACCAAUUUGAUUUCGUGCGUUGCACAGCUCGCACCUUCCCUGUUCAAUUCAGAUCGUUGUUCUGCAUACACGUUUCGUGUCUCGACGACUUAAAAAUGCGUUACGUGGCUGCAUAUAUGUUGGCUGUGCUUGGCGGCAAGCAAUCGCCGACCGCUGAUGACAUCAAGAAGAUCUUAGGAUCUGUUGGCAUUGAGGCCAAUGAUGCUAAAAUGAAGAAGCUCAUUGCCGACCUCAGUGGCAAGACCAUCGAUGCUCUGAUUGCUGAAGGUCGCGAGAAGCUCUGCAGCAUGCCUGUUGGUGGUGGUGCUGCUGCAGCCCCUGCUGGAGGUGCCGCCCCAGCUGCUGAAGACAAGAAGGAGUCCAAGAAGGAAGAGAAGAAAGAGGAAUCCGAGGAGGAAGAUGACGAUAUGGGCUUCGGUCUCUUCGAUUAAGCGACCAAACGGCGCUCAUUUUAAGUACCUUAAUUUUAUAAUAAAAGUUUAAGGACAAAACCACA
Molecule: messenger RNA, 496 nt
Organism: Dalotia coriaria
Lineage: Eukaryota; Metazoa; Arthropoda; Insecta; Coleoptera; Staphylinidae
Product: large ribosomal subunit protein P2-like
Exons: 4
Coding region: 96-431 (111 amino acids)
Biological process (GO): cytoplasmic translational elongation
Cellular component (GO): cytosolic large ribosomal subunit; ribosome
Molecular function (GO): structural constituent of ribosome
Source: RefSeq, a predicted model, not a curated record